Candida albicans SC5314 is the source of this 1659-nucleotide messenger RNA. It is a transcript of the gene HPC2, whose product is annotated as Hpc2p. The record is from RefSeq and is a predicted model, not a curated record. Lineage: Eukaryota; Fungi; Ascomycota; Pichiomycetes; Serinales; Debaryomycetaceae. The transcript has a single exon. The coding region runs from base 1 to 1659 and encodes 552 amino acids.
AUGGCUUCUGGUAAGAAUAACAUUUCCAUAUCAUCUUUAUUAGAUUCAAGUUCUACGCCUUCAUCACAACCUGCAGGGCAGGCACAAAAACCGACAUCAUCAUCGUCAAAGAGUACUGUUAAUAAUGGUCGAAAACCAAUAGCCAUUCUGGAAAUGGUUUCCAAAUUUCAAACAUCUUUCAAUGCUGGCCCCGUAGAAAGUGAAGUGAUAAUAAUCGAUGACUCUCAAGAGUCCACGUCUUCAGGAGAGGCCGAGUCAAGUUCAACUCAAGUGCCCAAACCCGAACCAAAACCAAAACUAGAACCAAAACUGAAGCCAGUUUCGAAACGUGUAUCACCACCUGUUGCCAAAUCAGCAACAUCCUCAAAACAAUACAAAACAAUCAAACCAAAUGUUCAAAAGGGAAAUACUCCGCCAACGAGAACAGCUAUUUCAACUGACCAGGUUAAAAAAUUUCAAACCAAUUUUCAUUUAAACCCAGUCACCAAUCAAACCUCACCAAGCAAAACAUCAAUCACAUCUAUUAUCAAUAUUGAUGAUGAACCGAUACCUGCACCGGUAUCUACACCAACUUCAGCAAACAACAGUCCCGGGAAUACCAAUACGAAUGCAACGAAAAGAAAGAGAGCAAAUGUUAAAUUAUUUGAUCCCAAAAAACGUCAAGCAGUAUCUUCUAUCACAACGGGAGAAACUACAGCAACCACCAAAAAGAAAAGUCCCGAGAGGCAGGAUAGGUCUGCUAGUCAAGUAAAACUUGCCCAGAAAUCUUCUUCUACUACAACGGGAGGUCUACAAAAAUCACCUUUGCUAGAGAAGAAGGCAGAUAAAACUGCUUCGGGAAAUUCAUCGAGCCUAAAGAAACAGCUGUCGAGUUUAGGUGCUAUAACUGAUAAAAAUGAUUCUCCAGUUCCCGUUAAGUUGUCUGCUCCAUCAGUAAUAGAUCUAUUGAACGAUGAUUCCGAGCCAGAAACAUCUCAAACCGAUGACAAACAAUCAGCGCAAGGGAAUAACAACGAUAAAAAAAUAGAGGGUAACAAAGAACCAAAACAAGAAGAAACUCAAAUUUCUAAAAAAGAGGAAAAGCCAACUCCCAGAGAAAAGGAGAAGGAGAAGGAGAAGCCAGAACCACCAAUAAUUGCAUUAAAUAUUCCAUUAUUGAAUCCUAAAGAUCCACAACCUGGUAAAGCUGAAGUAAUAGUGAAUGUUCUUAAACUUGCCGAAGAAAAAUACGGCUGGGGGAUAAUGCAUCCCAAAUCGAAAUCCGCAAUUGAUGUAAUGGAUGAUAUGAUUGAUGAUGAAGACGAUGACGAUAAUGAAGACGAUGAUGACAUUAUAGAAAUCGUCGAAAAUCAACCACCACCUUCACCAUUACCAUCUCAUCAAAUACAACAAUCAAAGCUGGCCCAAGGAGCCAAUGGGAAUAGUGGUACGUCGCUGAAUCAACAACAGAAAGGGAAAGAAUUGACUGAAGAACAAUUAUACCGUCAACAUGAAGUGAAAAUGAUUAGAAAAGUUGGAAAAUACGAUUUUGAAGACCCGUUUAUUGAUGAUCAAGAAUUACAAAUGGAAGAAGAGAUUUCAUCCACAAAAGAAGGAUUCUUUGUUUAUUGGGGACCAUUGGUAGACGAUAGAAAUUCCAACAAGAAAAAGAAAAGGUAG